AUGUCCCCUGACCACGACAACGUCGACGAGAGAACUCCUCUCCUCCAUGAAGAAAACGCGCUAAAUGGGGAAAUAGAGAGCCGCAAGUCUGGAGUGAGGCUGCUGACGUCGCUGGCCGUCGAUUCGAUCCCGGUGAUUCUGUCGUACAUCCUGCAAAAUUCUGUACAGACAACGUCUGUACUGAUUACGGGAAAACUCGGACCGGAAGAACUCUCAGCUGCGGCAUUCUCAGUCAUGCUCGCCUAUGUUACUGGUUGGUGCAUUGCCCUUGGCGGCGGCUCCGCCCUUGACACUCUAGGGUCGCAAGCAUUCACCGGAGGAAGUCGUGCUUCUGAUCUCUCCAUCCACUUCCAGCGAUGUGUGAUCGUGCUCUGGUGUCUCUUCAUUCCUGUGGGGUUUCUCUGGACUUUCAUUGGUGACGUGUUAUUGGCAAUCAAAGAACCCCCCGUUCUUUGCGCGAACGUUCAGCGUAUUUUACGCAUUUUAAUCAUCGGCGCACCUGGCUAUAUAGCGUUCGAGUCGCUGAAGAAAUACUUACAGUGUCAGGGGAUAAUGCGGGCCUCAACUUGGGUUCUCGUUAUCAUGACGCCCAUUAAUAUAGUCCUGCAUAUAUACCUGAUCCACUUUACCACUCUCGGGCUUCUAGGAUGUCCUCUUGCGUUGUCGAUAACGUACUGGAUGGCUUUCUUCCUGCUGGUAAUAUUUACGACGUUGUCGCCUGCUCACAAGAGAAACGGGACCUGGGAAGGUCUGCAGCUACGUGCGGCGCUUAAUCCUAAGGGCUGCUGGUCGUUCUUGAAGCUGGCCGUUCCAGGUAUACUGAUGGUCGGUACCGAGUGGGCUGCGUUUGAGAUCGUUGCUUUGGCUGCAGGCAGACUUGGAGGGCUUCCGCUUGCCGCUCAGUCGGUGAUCAUGACGACAGAUCAAAUUGUUAGCACACUUCCAUUCGGUUUCGGCGUCGUCGCAUCCAACCGAAUCGGAAACCUCUUGGGCGCUAAAGCUGCUGUCGGUGCAAAGCGUGCUGCCCAUGCAGCAGCUUUGCUCAGCGUUAUUGUCAUGUCCAUUGUGAUGGUUAUUAUGCUGCUGUCCAGAAAUCAAUUUGGUUACAUCUACAGUGAUGACGAGGAUGUAGUGAGGCUAGUGAGCAAGGUCAUGCCUUUGGUUGCUUCAUUCCAGAUCGCUGAUGGGCUGGCCAAUUCAUGUGGUGGAAUACUUCGAGGACAAGGACGACAGCACCUUGGUGCAUUAUUUAACAUUGUAGCGUACUAUAUCAUCGCGCUUCCCAUCGGAAUCUCUCUCGCUUUUAAGACGCCUCUGGGACUCCAAGGGUUGUGGAUCGGCCAAGUCAUUGGUCUGUUUACGGUUGGUAUAGGAGAAUACGGCGUGGUAUGGCUGGGAACGAACUGGAACCUAGAAGUCGAGAAGGGCAUAAAGCGAAAUGAGGAAGAGGCAAAGAGACACGAUGUUCAAGUCCCCGCUUCGCAUCUCGCCCAUGGAGAUCCCACCUUAGAUCAAGGCCCUUCGGAAACACCAUGAGCAUAUAGAUAACAUAUGUAGACACAAUGCAGCAGCCACCUGUCAGACCCGAGUCAGAAGUAUGUGGAAGGCCAAUGGAGGGCGUGUCAGCCACGUCAGUGUUGGGCGCCCCGAGAUUGACGGAGUUGAC
Messenger RNA from Coniophora puteana RWD-64-598 SS2, 1666 nucleotides. Its product is annotated as MATE efflux family protein. Gene Ontology annotation, cellular component: membrane. The record is from RefSeq and is a predicted model, not a curated record. Gene Ontology annotation, biological process: xenobiotic detoxification by transmembrane export across the plasma membrane. NCBI's taxonomy places the organism in Eukaryota, Fungi, Basidiomycota, Agaricomycetes, Boletales, Coniophoraceae. Bases 1 to 1536 code for a protein of 511 amino acids. Gene Ontology annotation, molecular function: xenobiotic transmembrane transporter activity; antiporter activity. The transcript has 12 exons.